UUGCGUCGGCUGGCUCAGUAGUCGGCGAGCCGUGCUGAACGUCGGACUGAGCCGGACUGUGCGUCGAGUCAAACCACUUGUCGGCCCUGACUGAACAGGCAACCGCACAACAACCGAAUCAGAUCAGAAAAAGGUUUUCUAUCAACGUAUUAUAGAAACUCUGCAGGAUCGUUCGAUGAGUGAUUGAAAUUCCUGCAAUCUUUCUUACAGAUCAUCUAAUGUGAUUAAUAAAAAUUACUGGAGAUUUUUAAUUGAGAGAUCUGUAGUAUCGAGAAAAAUCUAAACGUUUGGAAGCUGUGAGUGGUUCAUUAGAAGGAGUGUUUCGAUAGGUGAUUUGUUUAUAGUGCAAAGUUAAAUAAAUGCGAUUGCAGUUAGAUGCAAUCGGUGGUAACUGGGAUUAAAAUUGGGUACUCCUGGAUGUUGAUUGAAAAAAUAGUGUUUGAUGGUACAUUGAACGGAGGGGAGUGAUUAGGUACGUUUUCGAGGAACUGUACAGGGAAACUACGAGGGCGCAGGGGACAGGUAAUUUCGCGCGUUAUACCCGCUACGUUUCCAUUAUUCAGUGCAUUAUCCGAGACAAUCUCGUCUCCUACGAAGCGCUUAUAGCUUAUCUGCCUUGCUAACGAAUUAUCACGCCGCGGAUGUGACGUAUUAAAUUGUCGCGACGACGCGGGAAUAGAUAUGCAAGGAAGGACUAAAUUGAAAUAGAAUUUGUAAGCGAACUCAUAAAUUGACGCGCGCGCGUGAUAAAACUGCGACGAUUUUCACGGGGAGUUGGCGUUCGAUAAACUGCGCGUCAAAGAUCGGUGCACGGUUUCUGCUCGACUUCAUUGCCCAUAAAACUCGCGUGUAAACCGUGCGAGAAAAACGCGCGUGCAAAGCGGCAGCUGUAUCGAUAACCCCGACUCUCGUGACGCCGCGCCGCGUCGUUGUUUCACUCGUAGCUCCGUACCGUAACAGCGCGGUCGUUCUCGCGCGAGGAAUGGACGAAAUUUAAAACGGAACACCCAGGCUUAUAGGAUCAGUAUCCGAGCAGAUGUACGGAUUUGCGAGUUUAAUUUGAAUAAUCUAUUAAGUCGAGCGCAAACAGGAACAAGCAUUGUUUCCCUAACACGUGACUGCGAAUUAAUUCGCGAUUAAUUAAGCUCGGCUCAGGUUUCCCACUCUUGGAAUUCGCUAGAUUACCCUAAACAUCCGGAAGUUGUCGAGAUCUGCAGAAUUUGCCCGGCAGAACGCGGAUGAAAAUUAAGCAGCGGGCCACUAGCCAUCCAAGUAGCGAAUUGCCACGAAAUUUCAACUGUCUGUUGCUACGUUCCGAUCCCAGUUGUUAAUUUCUCACAGAGCACGGCGAAUAUUUGCAGUAAACAAGCACGUGAACGUUAUCACAAACUCGUUUAAUGGCCGUGCGACAUUAUUCGAUCCACUUACGUAUCGUUUCGGUCAACUGUAGUAAAGAAAAAAUAACAGCGUAAUCUCAUUGAAUGGUAAAAUUCUAUGAAGAAUUUCCACGUGCCAGGAAUUAAUCCGAUAAUCAACUUCCGAUGUCUCCGUAUUUUACGAAUUUCGAUAGAUUUUUGUGAUGGAAUUCGGUCGCUAUCAUACUUCCAAAUUAAUGGACGCGUUUACAACGAUGGAACAAACCCGCAAUUUGACAUGGGCAGGCGAGCGAGCAUCGUGCCAAGAUAAACAAUUAGUGUUCUAAGUGAUCAAAGUCGAAAACCUGCUCUGUCUAUCAAACGCUAAUAUUACACUAAAUGAGGUUCGAAGCAAAUUUACGUUAAGCGAGAAUAAGAAACACCUAUAUUUAACUUGAAUAACAUAUGCCUUCAUCAGAAAUGAAGAUCUUCUUUUGUAAGCAUUCUUCACACACAUUAGCAAAACACACUGCUGAAAUUAAUUGUUAAAUGAUCGACUAAUUGAAAACAAGGAGAGCUCGCCACGUUGUUUAUUUCUAAUUCCAUUCUAAUGGAAUCUUUUUUCCAUUCUAAUGGAAGUUGACAUAAAAACCGUAUUUGUACAUCUAGUCCGUCAUCCGAAGUACUUGCAGCGUUCGUUACGAUAAAAAGCGGCGGUUCGUUAAACAGACGCGGUAUUUUCUUUCAACUUCCCUCGAAUCAAAAGUAACAAAUGGAGGAAAGCGAGGCCGAGCUAAAGAGAGAGUGCGCACAAUUUAACGAGCCGAUAAUCGAUUGUUUUACAACACGUUGCUGAGUCGCAAACAUUAAAAGCUUAUAUAACGCGAUCGUGAGGAUCGUCGAAAAAUCUAUUAUACGCCAUCGGCCCUGUAAUUGUAGAUUAAUUACUCGACUUGAGCCAGUUUCUGAGAGACAUCAACGGAUAAUUAACGGACAUCGGCUACCAGGCCGUGUUUACCUGACAAUCGGUUAAUCAAAGUAGGCUUUAUAUCCGAUUACUGCCGCCACACGUGGUGUUGCGCGUUCUUACGCAAAGACCAAUGUAAUAACAGGCAUAACCCAUCCGAAUGCAUCGUUUGCGUAAUCAUCAUCUGGCUACUCGUUACAUGUCGCUUUCGAAUCUAUAAAUUCGUACGGACCGUUGAUGAGACAGCAACGUUUUAAUCGGGAAUUACCAGUGUCGACGACAGUAUUAUAAAUAUAGCAUACGAAACCAUUAAAAACAAAAGUAAAAAUAUGAGAGCAGAGAAUAUUCGUAUUAUACGUAAAUUAAUAAAUGGAUCUUGUGUGUUAUUCUUCAUCGGAAUUAAAAGGAUUUACCGGAUUUUCCUCGAAGGAUAUCUUUAAAAAGUCGACGACAAUUUUAUUGAAAAAGAUAAUGUAAUUUUUACGCGAUCGCGAGUGCCUACGCGUGUCUCUUCUACGCCCACGUGAUUCUUCUUUCCUCAGACAAUUUCUAACACUCGAAGAAAGUAACAUGUUCUCGGUGUAGUGAAACAAACUAAAUCUCUGAAAAUAUCCUAACAUCACGCACUAACACUUAGUAACAACGAAAAUAGAUAGUUCAUAAUGGAUAUAUAGUUCCUUGUCUUCGAGCUAAUUCCUUCAGUCUGAUUGAUGGAUCCUGUAACGACCGAGGCUCCUCUCGCGUUCUGUCAUUCCAUCAUCUCGCGCGUUCAUUAACUAACAAGAAUUCUCGAGGCUUCGUACGCGGUAAAAAAAAAACGGCUCCAGAACGUUUGACAGUUUUUUAGAGGAAUUCAUGAGUUUUGUAAAAAAAGUAGGUUAAGCCUCAAAGAACUCGGUAUCCAUUGACUCGGUCCUUUCGAGCUUCACAAUGUAAUCUUAUUUAUCGUAUUGGUGCUUCAAAAAUGUUCGCUCUGGAAUAUUUAAGUAUUUGCGGUUCACUUAUAUUCAGUCUCUACUGAAUUUUAUUUAAAAAAGAAAGAUAAUUUCUAGCAUUGAACCGUCCAUUCUUUGUGAUUCAAAACCAUAUUCUCUACCAAUUUUCCGACCGGUUAAUGCAGUUACCUUUGUACUUUUCAGAAUAUUUAAGAAUUUGCGAUCCGAAUUUUAUUUUUAAAAAAAGGAUACGAAUUUUCCUCUCCACGAAAAAUCUUUUAUUAUUCUAUCCUGCACCCUUUGUAGUUUUAAACUAUUUUUUUUCGCCGAUUAAUUCUAUUAGAUACCGAAACGAGGCUCGUGGGAAAAACAGAGGUUGGCGAACAAAUGACAGGUGGUGAUUUAAUUGGUUGAAAUUGUGACCGUCGAUUUCCGCGGGCACCCAUAUUGCCGUUACUUCCCAUAGAGGAUUCAAAAUAAUCGCCGCUCUGACUCUACGGUUUGUUUCACGUCGCCCGGUUUUGUAUCUUCAAAUUUUUUCCAGUUGCAGCUCGGGUAUUAUCGUUAGAAUUAAUCCGAUGCACCGACCAUAUUUUUUUGGCUAUUCUAUCCUUUCUUUGUUCGUACAAAAGCAUGUGUUGGCUUCUUUGUUAUAAGAAUACGUUCCUAGUUUCUUAUAAUUGAAAAAACCGAAAAUUCUAGUGAAAGAUCAAAGGGAAUACCGUAAUAACAGAAAUUGUAGAAGAUUGAAAUAAUUGUAAAGCAUAAUGCAUGGAAAACGUCGAAUCACUUGUAUUAUUUUUUACACUGUCGUCGGAGGUAAAAAUUUGCAUUUCCGACUUGGCUGAAGCUGGAGAAGUUGGAACUCGAUUGCGAAUGCAGUAGAAAAACACAACGCUUCAAUAAAAGUUUUCUGCUGAGGAAGAAUGAUCCACAGUGUCAUCUCGUAUAAAACUUAAAGGCCAUCUUUUUCGAAUUUCAUUGUCAAGAACUUUCUGAGUUAUCCUUAUGUUGAACAUUGAACUCACAUAGCUUAAAGUAUUUGAGAAUCGACACAGAACAACGAUAGCGAAAAAGUGACAGAAGGAUAAUCGAAUGUCUAGACGGGAAAAAAGAAAUUUCGAGGGCAAUGGAAUACUCGACCGAAGGUACAUUCAAUUUCACGCUUCUGCUGAGAUUUGUCGAAGCGUGAAGAAAUUCGUAAUGGAUUACUCGACGUGAUUCUCCGCGGACUCCAGAUAAUGCAGGAUUUAAAAUGUUCUCUCUGGACUCAGCGGAGAUGUUCCAUGCAAAUCGAGAGCAACGAACGAACGACUGUCUUCAAAGCGAUAGACUGACGCGGUAACCGACCUUUUUUUCAUAUUUUUUCGACGCAUGUUUCAGAAAAUAAAAACGGUGCUUAAAUCUCGUCCACGUUUAAACACAUAUUAAACUUCCAGCUUUAUAAAUUAUUAAUACGAGCUUGCAGAAGAUCCCUGAACGCGCAGCGUUCAGGAGGAGUUUGAAAGUUUGUUAGUCGAACCAUUGAUAGCCGAAGUAAACUGUUUUUGGUCCUAUCUAAUCUCCUCGGAAAUUGCUCCAACUUAUAAUACCGGUAAAACGGUACACAUAAUUAAAAAUUUAUCAAUUUAAUUGACAAGUAUAACAAAAUUCUGUAUAACUUUUCAAAUUACAAGUUCUCUUUUCUCAAUCAUUAAUUAUGUAAAUUCGCCAACGAGAAUUGAUACUUUUCAAUUUCUGAAACGUAAGACGAUGUCUACGGGUCUCAUGAAGCUAACUACAAAUUUACCGCCUGAGAUCCUUUAAAUGAGAACUCUACUGUCUUUAAUCAUCUUUCGAAUGUCCAUUUAACCAUCCGCGUACCUAUGUAGCGGAAUAACCAAGGGACUCUCGUUCCGCGGUGCUCCACGCCCGCCUUUGAUCCUCCAGAAUAAAGGAUAACGAUGACGUAAACCGGAGAAUGUCCCUGAAGAGCUCUCGACCGGCAAGCCGCCUUUUUUGAAAGCCCUUUGAGUCAGGAAAAUCUGGUAAUCCAUCGGAAUCUAAUCGUUCUGUCCAUGGAAGAAACGAAACGCUCCGUACUCGUCUUAUCAUUAUGAAGAGUAGCUUUAUUAAAUUAAUUAUAAAUGUCAGGAACUCAUUCAUCGGGCAGAACAAUAUUUCGAGUUACACAUUGGGGCGCAACGAGCAUUAAUUUCGUUCAGAACUGAUGACGAAGAGCUGCCGGAAGGGCGAGAUACAUGAUAUAGAAUAGCCAUCAUGGGGUCGAACCCUACCUUCCGUUCGUAUAAAGGCACGAGGGAACUUCAGAAAGAAAUUAAGCACCACAAAUGGUCCCUAAAUUUUUUCCAACUUCCUUGGUAAAAAUUGAUGACACGUAAUUUAUCGAGUUCAUGAAUUUCAAACGCGACGGGACAGGCCGCAUUUGCGAAGAACGUUAGGGUCCAAAAUUAUCCUCUAAGGGCAAGUUCGAUUCGCACUUGCAAGUUUUCUAAAGCGUUCUCCUGUGGAUUAAGCGAUAUCAGAUUUUCCGAGGCGAAGUCGCUAGGGAUUUUUUAUCGAGUGCAAAAGCCUAUUAGUUCACGUUCAAGUUACAACUCCUUGAUAAUGAUUGAAGGAAGUUUCCUUGAACGAAAUUUGCUCUCUAUGAUACUGGUAUCUCUCUUUUUUACCCCGAGGCUCUCCCCUUUAACGAAGGCAUAUUUACCCUUCUCAGAUUACCCCGGAAUCAAUCGGGUAGUUCAAACAAUCGAUUCGUUCCGAGACACGCGGCGGUUCUUAGUUUAUCCUCGACUCCGGACUACCAAGGUAGUUGCCUCCUGUUCGGUGCAAUCUGCUGAAUAAUCGAGAAACAAUCGGCCCGCGAUGCGAGAAAACGGAUUAUCGGUGAACGCGGGUGACCAAGUGCACGGUUGACGUUUUUGUUCAAGUGCGGUUCAGUUUUGUGCGUGCUUCUCUACUGUUUGCUGGGUCUUUGCGGCCAGGAAGAUAAGGAGAUGGCCGAGACCGAGAGACACGUGGAACCGGAAAUCACCGAGCCUCCCACAUCGGAUUCCGUCGAGCACAGGGUUUCUCUCUAUCCUAUUACGACGGAAAACAAAAGAACGGACGGAGAGACUAAAGAUACUCGUGCGCCUGAUAACCAGAGACUGCAAUCGUCGCCGCAUCUGCAAGCCACUAACACGCAAACGGACAGAGUACAUAGGAAGUCCCUGCCGAACAACAAGCUCACCCUGUAUCUGGCUAACAGAGAUCUGGCCGUGAGCGAAUCAAAAAUCGACAAAUUACAAGGCGUGCUGCUGGUCGACCCGGAGUUUCUGCAGGAGAAAAGGGUAUACGGACAAAUUACAUUGACUUUUCGCUACGGAAGGGAGGACGAGGAGGUAAUGGGACUGAAAUUCUGCAACGAGGCGGUUAUGUGUCUCGCGCAGCUAUAUCCGCCAGUCGGUGGAGCCGAUCAACAGGAAACGACGCCGUUGCAGGAUGCAUUGAUAAAGAGGCUAGGUCCCCACGCUUAUCCGUUCACCAUGGAAAUCACGCCGUUAGCACCCCCAUCGGUGCAGUUGGUGCCCGCGAAGGAAUACAAUGGUGCGCCCAUCGGCACCAGCUACGACGUGAGGGUAUACGCCGCUGACCGAGCAGAUGAGAAACUGCAACGGAAAACGACAAUCAGAAUGGGCAUCAGGGUGAUCCAACGGGCUGCGAAACCGGUACUGCCAGUAACAAGCGUGUACAGCGUGCCAGUGUCAGCCAGUCCAUCCUUCGGUACCAAAAAUCAAGUUUUCAACAGGAUAUCGUUUGUCGAAAUCACGGAUGACGGAGAGAACACGGGUCCACACGCCACAGUGGAGAAGCCGUUUCUAUUGAGCGACGGUCGUGUCAGCCUGGAAGCCAAGCUGGAUCGCGCGGUCUACGCCCACGAAGAUUCGAUCACCGUGAACGUUAAAGUGAAUAACAACAGCAGCAAAACCGUUAGAAGGAUCAAGGUUUUCAUUGUGCAACACGUGGACGUAUGCAUGUUCAGCAACGGGAAAUUUAAGAAUGUGGUGGCUCUACUAUCCUCGCAGGAGGGCUGCCCGCUGGGACCUGGUGCAUCGUUAGAGAAAAACUAUACUCUCACACCUAUCAAAGGCUCGACUAAGAAUUGGAUCGCCCUAGAAGAUAGUUAUUCAAAGGAGGGAGCUGCCUUGGCCUCCACCAUUACUUGCCCUGGAAACGGUCCAGAGGACAGAAACGUUUUCGCGAUUUACGUUUCCUAUUACGUAAAGAUAAAACUUCUACUUUCUGCGAUGGGUGGCGAAGUCUCCCUCAAGUUACCCUUCACUCUAAUGUACAACCAUUCGGAUUCGGACUUAGGCUUCCCGUCCCCGGUGAGAGAGAAAGUUUUGAAAAGGAAUGAAGACGCGGACAAAGAACAAGAAGAUAACAACGGACACAAAUAUAAAGGAAGCAAGUUGGAACCGAUCAAGGAGAAACUAAAGGAAUCCAAAGACAUCGAAGUAGAUCUUAUAGAACAUUACGAAGAGGGCGGUAGUACCUGAGAGCAGGUGCAAACGACAGAUGCACCAAGGAACAAUGAUGCGAAAGACGUAAAAACAGAGAACAAUAAAAAUUGUAAAUUGGGUUUUAGUAUACAAAGGGCUUGGUGCUGUUUCAGAAGAGACUCUUAGUAGUGACGGGAAAAAAAGGAACGUUUCGGGAAAUGGUGUUUUCUUUCUAUUCUCCGAAAAACAAUUGGGCUUAAACAUGUUCAGGAAUUGUGCAUAGUGAAUUUAUUAUUCAAUUUUAAUAUCCAUAUAUCUAUCUUCUUUCGGUAACACGCGUGCAGUUUAAUGUUUUAUUCUUGACAAAAAAGAAAUGCGCGAAAUAUAUAGAAUAAUAAUUUUCAAUCGAAAAUUCUAAUUUCGGUAGGAUCGAUUUGAAAACGAUUUUCAUCGAUUUGUGCAGUUCCUACUUGUGCUACUCCUUCGAAUGGAAAUUGUACUGCCUACAGAUUAUGUGUACACAUAUUCAACGACGUACUGUAAAAUUCAUCAUGUGUCAAUCGUGAGAAUCGAUCAGAAAAUUGAAAAUCUAUUUUUUUAGAUGAAACAUGUCUUGCAUCGUUGGACUUUAUUCUUAAUCAUAUCGACAUAAAUGUUCCAUGUAAUUAAACUACCACUAAAGAACUCAAUGUACCUUAAUAAAAUAAAUCGAUCCAGAGGCAUAUUUUAAGGAUAAAUCAAUGCCUAAAUUAUGUAUUUUAUUGUACAUGUGCACAACAUGAAAAACUAUGUAUUGUAAAGCUGUACAGUGUAUCUUUGGUAUUGUAAAUAGUAAAUUACUUGAAUAUGACUGUGUACUAUGA
This is a messenger RNA of Ceratina calcarata, 8604 nucleotides long. RefSeq names its product phosrestin-2. The record is from RefSeq and is a predicted model, not a curated record. Gene Ontology annotation, molecular function: G protein-coupled receptor binding. The transcript has 9 exons. NCBI's taxonomy places the organism in Eukaryota, Metazoa, Arthropoda, Insecta, Hymenoptera, Apidae. Gene Ontology annotation, biological process: G protein-coupled receptor internalization; signal transduction. Bases 6254 to 7798 code for a protein of 514 amino acids. Gene Ontology annotation, cellular component: cytoplasm.